CUGUCGGGCGUGCCUGGGAGGACCAGAAGGCUGCGAAGUCGUUGGAGGUUGCCAUUGGCAGCUUUCAGUGCUCAUCCCCGAGCUAUUAUUGCCCAUUUCCCUGGCCCUGCGUGGUUCAGGCAGCCGGGUACUGUGAGGAGUGCUUGCAGCAGCACAGCCUGCUGCAACAUGGCCGAGGAGGCACCGUGGAACUGCCCCAUCUGCCGUGACGCUGAAGGAGAGGUGGCUUCUGUAAUGCCCUGUCUCCACGUGUUCUGCCUGGGCUGCAUUGUGCGCUGGGCAAAGAAGACGCCCUCGUGCCCCCUUUGCAGGCAGGGUAUCCACGCCAUCAUCUACUCUGUGCGGUCAGAGGAAGACUUUUUGGAGAUAUUUCUUGAACCCCCCUCGGACCCAGUGGUUGCUGACCAGGAGGAUGAGGAGGCGGAUGAGGAGCAGAUGCCUACUUACGUAGCUGGCUUCCCUGUGGAGCUCUGGGCAAGGUUGUUCCAGGAGUCUCCAGAAAUCCUAGAGCCUGUGCUGCCCUGGCUGAACCAGGAGCUGUCGGUGUUGUUCGGUGCCCAGUGGUGGGAAGAGGCUCUGGCAGAGAGCACCAUCUUGGCAAAUCUGUGCCGCUCUGGACUGGACCAGGAGGCCUUGGUCCGGGAGCUGCAGCCCAUCCUGCAAGACCACACCGUGGCUUUUGUGCGCCAGCUCAUCAGCGUUGCCGCUGACAGGUGCAAUGAUGAGAUCCGGCGGCAGAUGGCCCUCCUGGCCUCCCAUACUGAUGAGGAGCAGGGCAGCCCCCCAGCCAGGCCUGGACCCUCUGCCUCUCGCGAGAGGACUCCCAGCCCCGGCCUGGCCUUCUCCCGUAGCCCUGCAGUCUCCAGUGCGGAGGAGGACACCAGCACGUUGGAGGUCCCUCUCCAUGGAAGUCCUGGACGCUCUCCAUCUCCACCUGCCCCUGCAGAGCAGGAGCGGCCCCAGGAAGAGGCAGCAGCAGUAGCAGGUCCCUCUGGCCAGGGCUGCACCCGCAGCUCCUCCACUCCUGGCCAAGACAGGGACUGCUUGCCCGGGGGGCCCCGGCGCCCCCAGAAGAGGAGGGCCUCUGGCCCACAGGACCCUCCCCAGCCCUGCAAGAGGCCGUCCCGCCGUCGGCGGAAGCGACCAAGCCUUAGUUCAAGAAAAAAGAAAUAAAAUUUUGUUUCUCUGACUCA
Pipra filicauda (Wire-tailed manakin) is the source of this 1193-nucleotide messenger RNA. RefSeq names its product E3 ubiquitin-protein ligase Topors-like. The coding region runs from base 169 to 1173 and encodes 334 amino acids. The record is from RefSeq and is a predicted model, not a curated record. Gene Ontology annotation, biological process: protein monoubiquitination; protein polyubiquitination. The transcript is spliced from 2 exons. NCBI's taxonomy places the organism in Eukaryota, Metazoa, Chordata, Aves, Passeriformes, Pipridae. Gene Ontology annotation, molecular function: ubiquitin protein ligase activity.